CUGGAUAAAGAUAAAGUCUCAAAACAAAACACUAUCGAUUUUUGGAAUGGCUUUUGUACAUUUUCCUUCUUAAUCAUUCCGUAUGAUAACUCCUCCGUGCUCCUACAGUUUCCAUGGUAACUGUCUUGCCAAACAUCAACGUCGCACCUUUGACAGUCACCCAGAAAUCCAUCCACGUUCGCUCGGCAAACCAUUCUGAGAAUGUCCGCAGCCACCAAGGCAGUCCCGAAAUUCAAACGCGUCAUCCCUCUGCUGAACAGAGUGCUGAUCAAGAAAUCUGAACCCGCCACCGAGACCAAGGGCGGCAUCGUCUUGCCAGACAACACGAAGGCGAAGCUCCAGAAGGGCACUGUGGUAGCAGUAGGACCCGGAGGAAGAACGGAGCAAGGCCAGCACAUCCCCAUGUCGGUGAGAGCAGGGGACGAGGUGUUGCUAGCCGACUAUGGUGGCACCAAGGUGGAGCUCGAGGGGAAUGAGGUGUAUUUCCUUUAUAGGGAGAGCGAGAUACUAGCCAAGUUGUACGAUUGAAUUGUUGUUGAUGUUAUCCAAUAAAGUUUGAUUUUAACAAGUUGC
Molecule: messenger RNA, 573 nt
Organism: Phaedon cochleariae (mustard beetle)
Lineage: Eukaryota; Metazoa; Arthropoda; Insecta; Coleoptera; Chrysomelidae
Source: the annotation of a GenBank genome assembly